This is a messenger RNA of Vigna unguiculata (cowpea), 869 nucleotides long. RefSeq names its product minichromosome instability 12 (mis12)-like protein (gene MIS12). Gene Ontology annotation, biological process: mitotic sister chromatid segregation; kinetochore assembly; mitotic cell cycle. The record is from RefSeq and is a predicted model, not a curated record. NCBI's taxonomy places the organism in Eukaryota, Viridiplantae, Streptophyta, Magnoliopsida, Fabales, Fabaceae. Gene Ontology annotation, cellular component: MIS12/MIND type complex; chromosome, centromeric region; nucleus.
GACGUGUGGCAUCACUUUGAAGCAUCAAAAGACGUUUUUGAAAGGCAAAUCGGGAAUUUGGCGGGAAUGGAAGGGAGUGAGAGUGAAGGGGUGUUUGAUGCUCUCAAUCUGAACCCACAACUCUUCUGUAACGAAGUUCUCAACAACGUCGACGAUGUUCUCGAUGAAGCUUUUAAUUUUUUCUACCAGGACGCAUCCACGAAAUUGAACAUCGAAGGCUCCCAAAAGUCCCAAGAUCUGAAAAAGGGUGUUGAUUGCAUUCGUCAGAGAGUUCAAUCUGUUUUGGACAAACAGCUUGGUGCUUGGGAGAAUUACAUCCUCCGUCACUGUUUUUCUCUUCCCCGAGGUUUUCGUUUGCCAAACACCGAUGAAUCAACUGAGAGUGGCCCUGAUCCAGGUGCUCCUUUUGAUCCAGAUACAGAUGCUCAGUUAGAUUCGUUGAGAGAAAAAUUAACUGAGGUUGCGAAGGAUUCUGAAAUGCUUAAUCAAGAAAUUCAACUAUUAGAAAGAAAUUCUACUGUCAAUGCUGGAUAUAUCAAUGAAGCAGUACAAUUAUAUGAGCAAAACUCUAUGAAUGAGUUGUUUCAGGAGAUUGUGACCACCGCCUCAGAACUUGGAACGAAGUUGGGAAAGUUAAACUCCAGCAUGAUUGAAGAGACUGACCAAAUGAAAACAAAAAGUAUCUAUAGCCCAGAAAUGGAUCUAUCUGCUGUACAUUCUGCUAAAGGACUCUCAAAUAAGAAGUUAGACGACAUUGAAGAAUUUGUAGGUAUCAUGAAGAGUAUGUGAACUUGUCAUUUUCAUCAAUCUAAUUGGACUGGACUUUGCGUGUUUUAGCCAUUAUAUAAUUAAUCCUGUAUUUGUGGCAA